UCAAAGCCAGUCUUUCGGUAGGCUUUGGACCAUCAACAGCAGAUCUGCUGAAAGCGCGGACUUGAAUUCGAAUUCGGAUUUCGGGAUCCAACCCGUAAACUGUGAAUAGUGUUUUUAACUAGUGCGACAUCCAAACAUUGUCAAAAUUGCUGCAAAUUGGUUACGGUUCUGAAGACUGCAGAGUGUCAUGUCAACAUCAAUAGAACAGAGAAAGGGAGAAAACCCCGCGUGUGAUUGAUUAGCUUAGUGGGCAACAAAGCUGGUUAGAAAAUAAUUUUUCGCGCCUUUCACCGCAGAGCGGCUGGUUAUACACGUGGAAUGAAUUUGGUUAUGCAUGACAAAGAACAAUGUAGAAGAAGAUUGAAUGUGGCAUCAUGUUACUUUUGCGGCAGGUAUUAAUUAUAACAGCAAUUGGACUGUGAGUGAUUUUACACGGUGUGGGUUAUCGGCUAAGGUGUUGUAAGUGUUGUUCAAAAGUGAAUACCGUACAAACAGUUUGCGGGGCGGACACGCGAGCAAUCGAGGGUGUCUUCCUCUGUGUACGCGAAGAAGAAAAACAAAGAACCGCGUCGAGCUAUGCUGGAAAUGCAAUUUCUCUACCGCUUGCAGUGAACGGGGAGGAAAAGGAUCCGUUUGGUGUUUGUUAUUAUAUUAUUUUUUUUCGGUUCGAGCUGUUGUUGAAAUUCAACUCUUCUUUUGUUCCAUCCCGAACGAAAAACCGGUAGUUUGCACAAACCGAAAUGAAGGUGCGAGUGUUUAACAGGAUGAAACUGGUGCCGUUGCUAGCGGUGGUGCUGUUUUCCGUGAUGAAUAAAUGUUCUUUUGCCGAACCGGAACUAUCGGCUUCGACGGUGUCAAUGGCCGAUCCAGCAGCACAGCCACACUUGUCAACGUCGUCGUCAUUGCCGCCGGUGCAACUGGAAGAUGACGAGCAAAAUGAGGAUUCCACGGAUAUUGCAACGGCGGAAAGCGCCCACCAACCGCAGACCUUCUUCUUGACAACAAUUCCUGUGCAGCCAUUGGAUUACGAAAUGGUAUCGAUGACACCAUUCGAUGGACUUGAUGGCCGCAGAAGACGACGAUUGGGAAGGAAGCGUAAACGAAGACCGCUACCAGAUGAUUACUGGCAGGGUAGUCCGCCUCGUGAAAUAGAGCCAGAAUUAAUUUAUCGGGGCGCGGAUAUGUCAGGAACGUUUACCCAAACUGACAGAAAACGUACUUACCCACGGUGGGAAACGAGUAGCAUUGGCCCAAGCGUUCGACCACGACCAGAUCGAUGGUCCAAUCCAUAUAGCGAUGCAAUUGACCCGAGUAAUCCACCGCCACGAUCAAGACCAUACGAAACAUUUAACAGAGGCAGAGAGAAUUUUCCUCCUAUUGACAACAAUAGGCAAAGAAGACUCCCCAGGCCAGAAGAACAGCCAACCAGCACUUCCGGUUAUAAAGCCUAUCGAAAGCCGUAUUCCCAAGCAAAACGAGUAGAAGACGACGGCAGUUCAUCGAGCGAAAACGGCAAGAAUUCGUCAGCCGAUUUGAAGGCACUACUGAAACAAUCGGAUGGGCUCAGUCUCAGUGAAAUCCUUCAGCAACGCAACAUUUCUCUGCAAGAUCUUAUCAAAGGAAAACAAAUGGCCUUGGCCGCGUUAACGCAAAGUCCAUUGGAUAUUACAACAGUAACGGAAGCUGAGAACGAAAUUACAUCCGCAGAACCGACACUCUCCAGUGUGAGGUUGAAAGUAGUACAAAAUGAUACAACGGGAAAGCCAUCCUUUCACGACAUUAAAACGAUCAAGAGAAUUCCCGUCUACUCACCUUCUGCAGCGCCAAUCAUUGCUAGUGAAGGUACAACUACCGAGUCGGUAACCACCACCACGUCAACCCAGCUUCCACCAUCCGCUCCGGACGAAACCAAUUCCGUCGAGGACAUCAUUACAAUAGACACCAUCGGAAGCGGUAACGAUAACGUCGCCAUCUUCCCCACGGUUGAAAUCAAACAACUCGCUCUAAACCCCAUAUUGCCAACGGUAAAAGACGAACGCCUGCGACCGAUUAAAGGCGUUGCCUCAAGAAUUCGACCAGAUCUCAGCAACACUAACAUUCGAACGGAAGAGGUAUUCUCGGCUACCAGAAAACGGUACGAAAAUGCCAAAUCAUACGCGACAGCCGAACAGUGGCGCUCGUCAACCACUAGCACCAAUAGUCCUCCAAGUUCAACAGUUCGCGAACGAUGGACCCCAUCACCGGGAGUAUACGAAAAACGAGAACAGUUUUUGCAUAAACUAGCACAAAACAAAGUACGCAAUCGACCAUCGUUGAUCGUCUCCACCGAAAGUAGUAAUAAUGACGCUCUCGAAGAGCAUACUGAUGCUGUCUACCCGGACACCGAACCAUCCAUUCAAGCAUCGUCUGAGCGAACUCUGAUGCGAGUUCCGGUCCAUAGAAAUCGACUUUCGAUAAAACCAAAUCUCAGAAGGCCUCCAUCUUCACCGCCCUCAUCAUCCACGCAGUCUGCGGAAAGCAUCAGCCUUGCCGAUGUGGAGUUCCACGAUGAGCCAGAAAAUGUUACUAAGCUGCUAGAAACUGAGCAACCUGAGCUGAACAUCAUCGAAAAAUUUACCUCCUUCGAGGACACAAAAGCUAACAGCGACACACAAUCCGCUGUUGGUUCAUUCGAACGAACCACAUCCAAGGAUGAACGAAUCAACGAAGAUGACUUGAUAGAGCGUAUUAACCAAAACACACAGCGGUCGUUUACAGACAGCCUGGAGGACUACUUCCGUGAUGUGACCGAAAGUAAUCCAUCAUUGUUCAAUGACCUCGGCCCGAUAACUCUUUCGGAUGACCGGCGAGAAAUACUAGAACUGAUGGAGGACAGAAGAAUAGGGGCCCGCCUGGCAAAAGUAUUAUCCCAGCGAAACAUGACCCUUGAUGAACUUCUAGAGCACCGAAAACGGGGAUCCAGCCAGUUACAUUUGUCGGAGAUUAUAAGCAACAAGGUGAAGCCAAUCGAAGAGAAGAUGGAUAUCGUGACAGCAUUCGAACAUUUUCCGAGAUUCAAUAUAGGAAACCUACGAAGUAUACGGCCAGAUGACAUCAAACAAGACUCGCAGGGCUUCAGCUAUUUCACGUCGAUCAUCAACAUCAGACCGACGGAUGAGAUAUACAAAGAGGGCCGUUCAAUGCAGGACAAUCACCAUCGAGAGCACAAGUUUAUUGACUGGAAGCUUGCCCAUACCCAUACGGGCAAUCACAAAAUGGAUGCCGGUCAUUUUUUAGGUAACGGCGGACUGAAGGGCAGUGGGCUGCUCACUCCUUCGCGUAUGUCCGCCGAUGCCGAAUUCGACAGCGGCAAUGAUCGGCCGAGUAGCGACUUGCUAGAUUUGGAACUGACCGGACAUGGGUUCAACCAUCGACACACGGUUACGAUCGAAAGCGCUUCGAUGCCGCUGGGUGUCCGAUCGGCAAUAGUGGCCAGCGCUUGUAUCGUUGGUGUUUCGCUGGCAAUUUUCGCGCUCAUCUUUGUAGUCUGCCGCUGGCGACAGAGACGAAGGAACAAACUAAACUACACGGAGAACUUUCACAUGGCCAAGGGUAAAUUGCCCAUGAUGCACAGUGAAGUACUAAAGACACCGCUUAAUGAUUAUCAGCCGCAGCAGCAACAACAGCAACAGCAACAGAUAGUUUACAGCACAGGUCAGCACAGUCUACAACUACACCGGAGUGAUAGCAAAAUCAACACGAUGAAUCCCAACUCACUCGAAGUGCAGGACUAUUUGUGGGAUACGAUGCGGAAACCGUUCCAGUAGGCAUUGGGAAGCCGGGGAAGUUUUGCGGUUGACUUUGCGAACCGCUUCUGAAGCAAGCCAUACGUACGGAGGAGGAAUAGAGAACCCGAGUCCAGUGGACCGUAAAACAUCUCUUUGAAUUUUCUACGCAUGCCAAAGCCGAGCCUGGGGCCUACCGUUUUCCACACAGAAUGAAAGGAAAACUCCCUCAACACCCACCAGCGCGCGCCGGCUGCCCACCCUCACCAUUAUUUUCCCUCCAGCAUCAGCUAUUAUUACUGAGUGUUGGCUAAUUGAUAAAAAUCAUCAGAUGCUGCUGUAUUAAUCUCUUUUGUAUUUAGCUCCUACGAGAAGAAGUAAAACACAAACAAACUUCCGUCUUAACGAAGCGGGCUGAGCCGAAGCGAUAGAAAAACCAGUACAUGACAGAUGAUUGAUGAUGCAGUAGUUGGUACAUAUUUGCCUAUAAUACUGUUGUUAAGUCGAUUUGCCUUCCAUUUUCGCCACUGUUUGAAUUGAAUGUUUUAUCGAUGUAAGAGUGUUGGAGAAAUGAAAGAUACGACUAACCAGAUGCAGAAAAGAAACAACAAAGAAAAAAACAAAACCGAUUGUUAAGAUACUAGCAAAGUAAGUUUCAAUUGUGCAAUACAUAAACGGUAGAGAUAAAAAAAAUGAAUACAAAUGAGCGUAACAUGGCGAUAUCUCUGAUGUACUAUGUCAGAAGGCAAAAAAGAAACAUUUUAAUUUAGCAUUAGCGUUAAUUUAUAAUUAAUAAGUAGCGGUAAUAGCCAUUCAUGUAAGCUAAUUAGCAAUAACAUAUUUUAGGGACUAAUCAAACAGGUGCAGACGAGAAACGCAAUAAUUACUCCAAGAUCCUUUCAACCCAUGAAUACAAUUACUUAUCAUGUAAGAUAUGACCGAUAGAAACGUACGCAAAUAGUUUCAUUGUUAGGGUUCAGUAGUUAAAACUUCGUAAAUUAUUCAGCUCAUUACUGCAACACCAUCACGAGAAAUAAAAAAGCCCAUCGCUCUGCAUUGUUUCAUUUAAUAUUAAAUUGAAUUAACCCGGAACGAGAUCAAUUGUAUUUGCAUGCAACAAAAAACCAACGUUGGAGAGUGCGUCAUAGAAUUUGCAGUGGGGCCCGGAAGUAAAGGACAAAUAAAUAUCCAGGAAAACAUUAAAAAAAAGUUUUUUCUCAUUUCCAC
Messenger RNA from Wyeomyia smithii (pitcher-plant mosquito), 4991 nucleotides. RefSeq lists its product as uncharacterized. The record is from RefSeq and is a predicted model, not a curated record. The transcript has 3 exons. Lineage: Eukaryota; Metazoa; Arthropoda; Insecta; Diptera; Culicidae. The coding region runs from base 741 to 3806 and encodes 1021 amino acids.